AUGCCGGGAAAACAACCUGAACUUAUGGAUCUUCCGGUGAAGCAAGUGUUCUCUGGAGACUUUGUGGAGGAUCAUGUGAGCUAUGCCUCAGGCCUCAAGCGCCGGGCAAAGGAGUUGAAAGAAAAUCAAAACCCUGCAUUCUGCAACCGAAAAUUGUUGGUUCUCCAUCUCGAUGAAAAAGUCAGCUCACGUCGACCUAAGCCACCUGAAGUUUACCUCAACAAAUUUGGAGUUCCUUACCCAGAAGCGCUUUACAAAACCGUCUCAAACUCGAAGAAUUCUAAAUCAACCUUACUACGAAAAACCUUUGGAAAUAGGGAAGCUGAAUAUGGAGCUAGGCCUUCUUCCAGAGGCGGAAAAUCCCCGGAAGUCGGCUCUGAGCUUGGUCAAACUCUUAUACGCAGCUCAUCCCUCAAUACUAUUAUCAAAGGCUUCAAGGGCUUGAAGAAGAAGCAUAAUACGACUCAAGUAGCAGACGAUGCAGACGAUUCUUUGACCCGUAGUGCCGAGGCCUUCGAGAAAGAGACCGCUGAGAAGUGGGAUUCUCCACGCAAGAUGAAGCGACGUGGGGUUAUCCUUGAUAUGCAAAAGACCAGCGACUUUCCCGAAGACAGGACUGGAGAAGACACUGGCCCAGCUCUUGCCUAUGACGACGACUUUGAAUCCAUUUCUGAGCAAAGCAUUCCCACUCAAUACUCUGAAGACUCUCAAUGUUCUGACACUGUUCUGGCAUGUUACGACUUGGACGGCGGAUGA
Messenger RNA from Melampsora larici-populina 98AG31, 756 nucleotides. RefSeq lists its product as uncharacterized. The coding region runs from base 1 to 756 and encodes 251 amino acids. The transcript has 5 exons. Lineage: Eukaryota; Fungi; Basidiomycota; Pucciniomycetes; Pucciniales; Melampsoraceae. The record is from RefSeq and is a predicted model, not a curated record.